CCAUUCAACACAACUCUCUGAAGAAAAAAAAAUACUAAAUUGGACGAAACCAGCUAUUGCCUCGGCGGCAGAUCGCCGGCCGGCGACUUGCACCAUUUUUCUAAUCGCUCCGUCGGAGGUCACGCCCGCACGCCCAGCCCCCCAGAUCUCGAAUUGAUUAUUGCGGUGAUGGGCCGCCACAUUCUCGUCCCCACGGCGAGGAGGAUGGUGUAGGCGUAGGCGUAGGAGGAGGAUAAGAGCGCCGGCAGGCACAGGGGGGAGGCGGAGGAGGAGGAGGGAUGGAGGGGCAAAAGCACCACGCCGACAGCCAGAAGCACAAUCGAAGGAAAACGUCGACCAAGAUGGGCUCCGGCGGAGACCAGGCCAGUCCGCCGGGCGCCAAGGCGGGCGCCGGCGGGGACCAGGCCAAUCAGCCAGGCGCCAAGGCGGGCGCCGGCGGGGACUUUCCCAAUCUACCAUGCCCCCCCAAGCCGGGCACCAGCGGCGACCAAGCCACCUCGCCAGGUGCCAAGUUGCGCGCCGGCGACCAAGCCAGCCCGUCAAGUACCAAGAUGCGCGCCGGCGACCAAGCCAGCCCGCCAAGUACCAAGUUUCGCGCCGGCGACCAAGCCAGCCCGCCAAGUACCAAGUUUCGCGCCGGCGACCAAGCCAGCCCGCCAAGUACCAAGUUUCGCGCCGGCGACCAAGCCAGCCCGCCAAGUACCAAGAUGCGCGCCGGCGACCAGGCCAAUCAGCCAGGGCAAAUUGCUACGACGGACAGAUUAGAUCGUCUUUUAAGUCAACCAGCAAACAAAUGUUGUGCCGACUGUGGUGCUCCAGAUCCAAAAUGGGUAUCAUUAACUUUUGGCGCGUUCAUCUGUAUCAAGUGUUCUGGAGCUCAUAGAAGCCUCGGGGUGCACAUUUCUAAGAUAGUCUCAGUGAAGCUAGAUGAAUGGACAGAUGAACAAGUUGAUUUUUUGACCGAUUUGGGUGGAAAUGGUGCAGUAAACAGUACAUAUGAGGCAUUUCUUGGCAAUUACACAAAGCCAAGGCAAGAUUGCUCAGCGGAUGACCGAAAUGAUUUUAUAAGGAGAAAAUAUGAGUUUCAACAGUUUUUGUCUAACCAACAGCUUUCAUGCUCUUCACAAAACAAUGGCAAACAUUGUUACCAGCAGCAGCAUGGUAGCUCAAAUCGACAUGGUUUAGGCCAUGCUUUCAGGAACAGCUGGAGGAGAAAAGAAGACAAAUCAGUAAAGAAACCUGCAGCUGUGGAGGUUGGUAUGGUAGAGUUUGUUGGAUUGAUUAAGGUCAAUAUCAUAAGAGGCACAAAUCUAGCUAUUCGUGAUGUGAUGUCAAGCGACCCUUAUGUUAUCCUAAACCUAGGACACCAGUCGAUGAAAACGAAGGUGAUAAAGAGCAGCCUGAAUCCUGUAUGGAAUGGAAGACUUCUGCUAUCGAUACCCGAUCCGGUUCCACUGCUAAAAGUGCAAGUCUAUGACAAGGACACAUUCACCACCGACGACCGAAUGGGGGAGGCUGAGAUAAACAUUCAACCACUAGUUGCUGCAGCCAGAGCCUAUGAAACCAAGUCCAUCACCGACAAUGCCGAGCUCAAAAAUUGGAUGGCGAAAGACGGCAUCUGGAUCCCAAGGGACAGUGCCAUCACCAUCAUCGACAACAAGGUUAAGCAGGAGGUGACUGUCAGGCUUCAGAACGUCGAGCGUGGCCACCUCGAGAUGGAGCUCGAGUGCGUCCCGCUCACGCAAUAGCUGUGUUGCGCCCGGAAUUGUGUCGCCCUAGCAUGUUGUUGUCAACAUGGUCACAUGAAGAAUUUCUUUACAGAACACCUGAGACUUGCUUGUGUGAUCAAUGUGAGUACCUAGGAUCCCAAUCAUACGUUCAAGGCUUUUCUGUAAAAGAUAUAUACUAUGUAAAGUUAGAAGGAAGAGACAUAAUGUGACCUGUAAUUUGUCCAGUAAAGUGGAGGUCAUUCUAGCA
Messenger RNA from Triticum aestivum (bread wheat), 1977 nucleotides. RefSeq names its product probable ADP-ribosylation factor GTPase-activating protein AGD11. The record is from RefSeq and is a predicted model, not a curated record. The coding region runs from base 279 to 1748 and encodes 489 amino acids. The transcript has 9 exons. NCBI's taxonomy places the organism in Eukaryota, Viridiplantae, Streptophyta, Magnoliopsida, Poales, Poaceae. Gene Ontology annotation, molecular function: GTPase activator activity; phospholipid binding.